UCUUCGAGGGCCUCCCCCGCCCUUGACUUUUUCUGGUGUUUGCGUCGGUGGGGGGAGGGUGGCUCUCACCCUGCCUGAUCGCUCUGAGACCCGGUCUAUCGGCUUCGUGGGUUCUGGUGGAGGAUGGAGCGCGGCAGGUUUCUGGCUGGCCUGAUGCUGGCUGCCCUUCUCGCCCACGGGAGCCCCGUACAGAUCCUUGUAGAAGAACCUGAGGACAAGGUGAUUUUGAGUUGCAACGUCAGCGUCACACGGCUGUGGGGAACGGAGGGGGAACCUCUCCUGAACAACAAAAAUCUGGACUUGGGCAAACGCGUCCUGGACCCUCGGGGACAGUACACGUGUGGGUUCUUUAACGAGAGCAUCACAAACAGCAUGCAAAUAUAUUACCGAAGUAGGUGCCUCCCGAGCCUUUGGGUUGGGGUGCAUGGGGCCUCUGGGUGUGAGAACUUUCCCCCUGUGGGUGCUGUGGUGGACCCGUCUGUUCUCUCAACAAACCAGGCUCAGUCUUACAGGGGCCUGAGCCAGGUUUCGGGCCUCAGGACUGGAGAGAGCUUAGCUGAUGGAGAAGAAGCGGGAGGGGCCUUGCGAGCCAAGCAGCUCGGGCUUUGCUGGGAGAAUGGUUUGGCCUUUGCCCUGUCUGACUUCCUGCAAAGCUGAGGCUACUUCUUGGCUCUCCUCGGGGUGUGUUGGAUGAAGAAUAGAGGUGGACAGAGCGAGGCCACCGGCAGGCCUUCCUCCAAGGACCGGAAGUUCAGGUCUUGACCUGAGAGAUCCUGGGGCUGGUCUCGGAGGCAGGGGCGCCUUCCUGGCCUGGAGGUGCUGCCCGCUCCCCUUGUCCCCUCC
Molecule: messenger RNA, 843 nt
Organism: Molossus molossus (Pallas's mastiff bat)
Lineage: Eukaryota; Metazoa; Chordata; Mammalia; Chiroptera; Molossidae
Gene: CD3D
Product: CD3d molecule
Exons: 2
Coding region: 124-657 (177 amino acids)
Biological process (GO): cell surface receptor signaling pathway; positive thymic T cell selection
Cellular component (GO): alpha-beta T cell receptor complex; external side of plasma membrane; membrane
Molecular function (GO): transmembrane signaling receptor activity
Source: RefSeq, a predicted model, not a curated record